Molecule: messenger RNA, 867 nt
Organism: Papaver somniferum (opium poppy)
Lineage: Eukaryota; Viridiplantae; Streptophyta; Magnoliopsida; Ranunculales; Papaveraceae
Exons: 2
Coding region: 63-488 (141 amino acids)
Source: RefSeq, a predicted model, not a curated record
AGGAAAAAGGUCUAUAUAAAGGAAAUACAAGCAUCACUAUUCAACCAUUCAAGCACAUAGAGAUGGCCAAGCUUUUCUCUGUGAUUCUAGGAGUUCUCUUGCUGUUCAUUGUGUCCAUCUCUGCCUCUACUAAUCAGGAAAAUACUCGUGUCUCUACUUUUUCUGAGUUGGCAUCAGUCAUAACAUCUGACAUUUCUUGCGCCGACGGCGACGAAUAUUCGGAGACUACGAUUAUUUCAUCAGAUUGCAACGAUUGUACGAAUUGGUGUAAAGAAGAAUGUGCAGAUUUAGGAGGUUCCGUGGUUGACAGCAAGUGCUCAAUAGGUGAAUCUAAAUUUGCAAGGCGUUGCAAGUGUUGCUGUCGGGAAAGCCCACCUCCAUGCCCUGCCAACACUUGUCCUAAAGAGAUGAGUGUGGUGUUAAAACCAGGACAGAAGGCAUGCAAAUACAUACUGUCGUCAUCAUUGUCUUCAUCAGCAGUUAAGUAAGGUCGAUUCAGUCACAUGUUCGACUUUUGAUUAUUUCCAUCUUGAUUUGUGAUAAUAAAAUGGUUGCCUAAGCAUAUGUGUGUAUUUGUUUACAUGUACAUGCAUGGUGCUGGUAACUUAUUGUAUCCUGAUUCUGGACAUUUGAAAUCCUCAGCACGUUUUACUUUCGUAUUAGCCAUUAGGCAACUUAGUUUCUUGGUCUCUUUAAAAUCUUCAUAGCGUUUCAUGUAGAUCGGGCUGCCAACAAAAUGUAUCGGGGGCUGCACUUGAUUAAAAUGUCCAAAAUGUGGAUAUGGGGACUUUUUUUUGACAACAAUAUGGGGACUUAAUCCAUGUAAAAGUUUAAAGAUGUCCUGAAUUAAUUAGAUUUAUUACCUUA